AUGAUGAGUGCCAACAACAACGACGCGGCCAUGGGCCAAUCUUGGGCGGUCUCAGCCGAGCAGGACCUCACGGACGAGGUGGCUGAGUCGUUCAUUUAUAUAAAGCAAGAGUUCGAAGAAGAGGAUUGGGAGGACGAGGCUAGAGAACCCCUCGCCAGAAACAACGAGGCCGCCGACGAACCACCCGUCUGGUCCCAAUAUCCCAACGAGCCGACUCUACCCCCUCCCCCUCCCACCCGCCGCCACCCCUCUGAUCCCGAGGCCGAGGCCGCCAAGGUUUACACCAUGUUCAAAUGUGGCAAGAGCGAAGACGGGCCCGAGUACGCGGUCAGGCCCUGGUCCACGACGAUAAAACGCCAUCGAGGGGCCGAAUGGCAGCCAUACUGUGCCCAAGAUGACGGCCCACUCCCGGAACCGCACACGGCCGGAAGGCUCAUCGAGCCAUUUAACAAAACCCUGCCCGACUUAUAUCAAAAGGGCUUCAACAUGCUUUUCAACAAGCGGGACGGCGGCGAGACCUCCCUGGACUUACUAGACUGCUCGCCCGGUGCCUCGCAAGCUUUCUAUGGCUGGAUCCCCAAGCGCUUCAUGCCCAGGCGGGGUACCAUCGGAUACUGGGGCUUCGACGGGUAA
Messenger RNA from Verticillium nonalfalfae, 633 nucleotides. RefSeq lists its product as uncharacterized. NCBI's taxonomy places the organism in Eukaryota, Fungi, Ascomycota, Sordariomycetes, Glomerellales, Plectosphaerellaceae. The transcript is spliced from 4 exons. The record is from RefSeq and is a predicted model, not a curated record. Bases 1 to 633 code for a protein of 210 amino acids.